This is a messenger RNA of Columba livia (rock pigeon), 6543 nucleotides long. RefSeq names its product bradykinin receptor B1 (gene BDKRB1). The transcript has 2 exons. Gene Ontology annotation, molecular function: bradykinin receptor activity; C-C chemokine receptor activity; C-C chemokine binding. NCBI's taxonomy places the organism in Eukaryota, Metazoa, Chordata, Aves, Columbiformes, Columbidae. The record is from RefSeq and is a predicted model, not a curated record. Gene Ontology annotation, cellular component: membrane; external side of plasma membrane. Gene Ontology annotation, biological process: positive regulation of cytosolic calcium ion concentration; inflammatory response; G protein-coupled receptor signaling pathway. The coding region runs from base 4811 to 5887 and encodes 358 amino acids.
AGCUUUGGGUCAGCUUUCUUUUCAGAUUCCAUUUCCGAGAGGUGCUGACCAGCCUUUCAGAGAAGACUCUGAAAGCACACAAACCCCUGCACCAGCGUCUGCCGAGCGCACAAUGCACAAUGUCAUCUCACAGACUGGAUAAUUUACACUCUCGCCCACUUCCUAGCCUGGUCACACAUUGUACGGUAUUUGCACAUACUGUUUAUGCAGGUAACAAAAAACCUGAAGAAAUAAAGUGCAAUGUACAUCUUACCUACCAGCAGUUUACAGUCACACUCAGAUGCGUGGCUCUCUCCUGAUCUCACAGAAACAAAGCAAAUUAUGAGAAGGGCUCUUGGUAAAAUAAGGGUAGACUUUGUCCUGAUGACCUCAGAGCUGGAGAUGUCAAACUGUAAUCAUAUCACCUUUUUAUUCCUCUUUAUCCUGUCCCACUCCUACAGCCACUCACGUCUUCCCCUUUACCUGAGUCUGCCACAUCUUGUGUUAAGCAUUUGGCCACACAAACAGCUGACUCCACGUUCAGUCCGACGGAGGUGGCUGGGGACCAUUGCCAGAGGAGCAGCAAGGAUAUCAACAGCCAGCUGAUAUUUCUGGCCUGCAGUAGGUAUAGGCAGGAAUAAUUCCCAUCUUUUCACUGUUUAGUUUUUCAAGUGGAUUAUUGGCUUCACUUGAAAUGAACAAUUAACGAUCUUAAAUGCUGUCAGCACAAACAACUGGUGCUUGCUGUGGACAGGACAAGGUUGUUCUUUUUAUAGGCAGGGGUUCUGUGGAGAAGUCAGGAUCUUGGUUCAGGUCUCCCAAAUCCCCAAGCAGUACUUUAGGCAUUGAAUCAUCCUUUCGCUCCAUUCUUCAAUCAGCACAUUGUGGGUUUUCACCCUAUAUUUACUCCUCAGAUAUUUUGUUGUUUCAGGCUCUCUAAACUGUAGUCAGUAGUGCUUGAUUACUACUGCACUGUGAUGCUACCAGGCUCAUUUAUUAAUAAAUUGCUGCACCAGAUUUUAAGCUCUCCUUAGCAACUACUGCCUAUAGAAUAUGUAAAGGUACCCAAACAAGCUGAACAAAUAAUUUUACAUCACAAGGUCACAUCAAAAAUCUUUUCUCUUGUUCCAGAAUAAACAAACAGUUAUGGCAGGUAACUGUGUUGAUUUGCAACCAUUUCAAUAAAUAAAAUCAAACUGUUAAAUCAUACUGUUUCACAAAGAUAAUUUGUUCAGAUCAGUAAAGACUCCAGCUAUGUUAAAAAGAAGAUUUUUGAUGGCUGAGCUGUUGGACCAAGAGCCAGAACUCUAGAGACUUUUUGGGCUUCUGCCUUUUAUCUACCACAUACUGUUUGUAAUAAUUGAGCAAACAGUCCUGCCUCUGCCUUCAUCAACGUAUUUGUCUAAUCUUUCUGAUAAGAGAGGCCCAGUCAGUACUUGUAAAAUCCUAUAUAGCUCUAGAGAAUAUGUUCUUUUUGCAGAAAAGUCAACAUAGACAGCGGCUAAAGAUCAUAUAAGAUUAAGACAUAAACUGAUGUUCAGUGAGUAUCCAAACUUGAAGGCACAAAUAGACAAAUAGGUUUUAAUUAUGUAUACACAGCAAAAACUGUUGACUCAAAUAGAUGUUUUUAAACAAAAUCCUUCAUGUUCCUCUAAUUUCUGCUCCAUUAUAUCUGUGUAAACUGUAAAAUGUUACCAAAUCAUUAUAUUCUUUCUACAGGUUGAAACAAAGAAUCAAGUCACAAACAAAUAAUUAAUUAAAUUCCCUUUUUAUAUAAAGUUACAGCUUCUUAUGUGGACUUGCUCUAAGUUGUUUAAGAGCUGGAGAGAUGGCAGUGCCUAUUCAUUUUACUAUUACCACCAAAUGUAUAGACUCCCAAUUUCAAUUCUCUCCCCGCUACUGAAAAAAGUUUUAAAUGGCAAUGAAAAACAACAGGAAAUAAGAAACUAGAUUUACAAAGAGGAGUUAGAUUUGCAAACCAAUAUUUUGAUCUCAUUUGAAGUGAUGAAUUUUAUAAGACUAUGUUAUUGUAUACAUUUUAGACACAGUUGCAGUUUUCUACACUGAGUCUGUGAGUAAAUGUGAAUGUUGGCAGCUCCUAGAGAUUCAUGUCAAAGCAAAGACAAAUUCCAGGCUUCUUGUUAUUGCUCAAAUGUUCUUCUUUAUGGAAAAAAUAGCUUCAACACAGAAAUUCAAUAGCGUAAGCAAAGAGGAAGUUUUGGAAAGCCUGUGACUAAUUUCUCCUGUUCUAUUGCACUUACCUUAAUGAGUCAGUGUAGGAUGUGUUGUUUAGACAUUGGUGUUCUGUAGGUUAUUAGGAUUUCUAAGGUAACAUGUAAUUAAAAAUAUGUUGUGUUUCAGGUCUUCACUGAAAUAAGUGUUUUAAUCCAGGUAUUAAAACAAAAAUAAUUUUGACAGAAGUGAAGUGUAUAGCUUCAACUGAGAUGUAUUUUAUAUUGUUUCAUUUAUUUAAUAAAAUAAGUAAAUAUUUAAACAGGAUGCUGUUUAAAUAAAGUAAGUAUUUAUACAUUUUAAAUAUUUAAAUUAAAUGUUGAGGUCUUUAGAGCUUUCUCCAAUGUGAUGGUGUUGACCAGAACAAUUUUUUGAAUUUGUCAGUUUUACCAGUGUUCGCAUUACUCUAACUUAGUAUCUUUUUAAUUAAUAAGAAGUUGGAAUACAAGUAUUUAUCAUGAUGAAAGGGAAAUUCAGAAUAAGAUAUCACUGUGCAGCCUCACAUGGCUUUUCAUUCUAAUUCACUUAUCAAACAAGACCACACACAUUCAAAUAAGAAUUCAAAGAGAUGGUGCAUGUGUUGGGCAAGUGGCCAAUAUGAAGAAUGUUUUCUUGUAAGUAAAUAACAUUGCAGUGUUGUCAUAAUUUCUCGCUGCUUUUUAAAAAUAAUUCAGAAAAAAAAAAAACAACUAUUUUUUACACAGAUAUACUUAAGAGGAUUUGUAAUUAAAAUCUGAGAUGCUUCAAAGAUGUUUUUGUUGUUUUGUUUUGUUUUUAAUUUUUCUAUUUAGAGGGAAGUAAGAAUGAAAAGUAUAAAAAUAAUUGGUAAACAACCAGUCUCAAGCUACAAGGUCCCAGCAGGUAAUCACAUAAAAUAUUAUUUAUGGGUGCAAGCCUGGAAAAAUACAGCAGUCAUCACACACUACUGGGAAGUCAUGUUCACAGAGGCUCAUGCCCAAAACACCUACAGUGGGGUACAAAAAACAGCAAUUUUCAAAAGCACAGGAAAGGCUGACCUGGGCUUUAGCGGGUCCAAGUUUCAGCAGCCCUUCCCAUACACCUCUUCUCCUUUAACCCCAGCUCCUUGGCAUGGUCCUCCCCCCACUAAGAGAGGGAAGGGCUCCCACCACAACAAAAACCUAGAAAAUCCUGGUUCGAAUUUGGCACUGAGAUGACAGUUCAGAGCUGUUGAUCAAAUUAUUGUUCCGGACACAGUUCAUCACACAAAAGAACUGCUAGUUGCCAAGGACCUGUACUUGAGACCUUUAUUUAGUGGUCACAGGAGGACCAAAGUCACGCCAUAUGACUUGUAUGAUUUCACAAGAACAAAGUAUUUCACAUACCUAGAAAAUUACUACAGCCACCAUUGGAGAACUGAAGAAAAAAAAAUCCCAGGGCUUUCCUCCAAAAUGUAACAUCACACACAUCUCACAUGGCCAACAAAACACUCAGACCACACUCAGUCACCCAGUUGUCCUCAGGAUGCAUCUUUGAAUUUUCUCAGUAACCUCUGUACUGCUACUUACCUACUGCUUCUGAAUUUGAAACUUUGUCCAGAUUGCCAGGAAGGACGAGAAGUAGGCUCAGUAAUGUCUUGCCUACCAUAAUGAUUCUGAAUGCCUGUAAAAAGCAAGAUCCAGGCACUAUGGCUGAGCACAACAUCAGGAGAGUAAAGUCACUGCAGGAGGCAGCUCUGACAACCUGGUGAAUUUUCAAGGGAGGAUAACAUUUUACUUGUGCUCUCAUUCCUGCAUAAUUUUGCACAAAGUUACCAGAGAGAAAUAACAGUGUUGCCACUGCUACAAAAGCCCAGAUACUUUGGAGGUUGUGGCUGCCUCUCUCCCACUGAACUCGGAUGAAAUUUUUGAACUGGAGAAGAGUGCUGUGAAUUUGGAGCUUCAGAGCCUUUCUCUUCAGAAAAGACUUUGAGCAUAAGAUUUUUGAGGAGUCAAUGUUUUAUUCUUAGAACUGCUGACAUUUGAGGGAAGUAAGCUGUCUAAUCUAAGGGCAAUUUUGAACCCAGAGUUCAGGAUGGAAGGAUUUGAGGGGGAACAGAAGAAUGCAAAGUUAAGCAACCAAGUGAUGCACACCAAGAGUGAGUAGCAUUCCUAGUUUUGGGGAAAUGCAUCAUCCGGCUGAAGUUAUACACAGUAUGGAAAAUAAGAGUAAGAGAAAGGGCAGGGAAGGGUGCAAAGCUAGUUUUGUUUCACCAGCAUGAUUCCCACUACCUUCAGGGAGCUGGAAUUCAGCUAUAUCUGUUUCUGUCAUCAGUCUGAAGGAAACAUACACUAAAUUGGCACUUUCCUUCCUCUGUGCCACUUUAAACAAUGGCAGCAAAGAGAGGAAAUUUCAUAGGAUGUAGAGGAAGUUCCAUCCUAGCCAAUACUGGAAACAUUUCUCAUCAUCGCACAUAAGAAGCAUGGAUUGAUCUAGCCUAUAAUAAUCAGUGAGCACUAACAAAGAAUUUCCAGCAGAUAAAUGUUUGUUACACCACUGAUAGGAGACAACUUUUAGAAUUUUAUGCUCUGUUUUGCAGUCCAUUUCUCUCAUUUCAAAGAGGUCUCCUGUUCACUUCAGAAUUUUUAACAGAAGAAAAAAAAUGACUGAAACUCCCCUACUGAAGAUUCCUUCCUCAAACCAGAGUGAAAACAACAACUCCACUAUUUGCCUGGACUUGGAUGACUGGUGGGAAAUUGUGUACUAUGUAAUACCCAAGUAUAUCGACACCAUCUGUGUUAUUGGAAUGCUUGGAAAUGUGUUUGUUCUCUUAACCUACUCACUGCACAAGAGCCCCCUGAACAUACCUGAAAUCUACCUUAUGAACCUAGCUGUGGCUGACCUUAUCUUCCUCACAUGUCUCCCUUUCUGGGCAGAGAACAUCAGGAAUGAAUUUAACUGGCCGUUUGGCAAUUUCCUUUGUCGUACAACCAGCACAUCCAUCCUCCUGAACAUGUACACCAGCAUCUACUUGCUAGUGGCAGUCAGCGUGGAACGCUAUUUUACUUUUGUUCAUACCUUGAACCACAGAGGGAUACGGAGCAAAACUAUGGCCAAAGGGAUCUGCUUGCUCACCUGGUUCUUCGGUAUCCUUCUCAGCAUCCCAACCUUUAUGUUUCGGACUGUGAAACACUUUCCUGACUGGAAUAUUUCAGCAUGCGCUCUAGAAUACCCCACCCCAUCAUGGGUAACAGCGGAAAGCCUGGUGUUCAACAUAGUGGGGUUUGCAUUGCCAUCUACAGCAAUCAUCUUCUUUAACUUCUCUACCAUUCGCUACCUACGAAAACAAGUGGGAAGAGCACUCAGAAUAAAGAGUUGCAAGGGGCACAGAGGUACAAAGGCUACCAGAAUGAUCUUCACAGUGGUAUUGAUCUUUCUUUUGUGCUGGACUCCCUAUCAUUUUUUUGUAUUCCUUGAUAUAUUAUACCAAACAGAAGUGAUCACAGGCUGCUUCUGGGAGAAACUGCUCAACUUUGGUGAGCAGUUUGGUCAUACUCUGGCUACCACCAACAGUUGCCUUAACCCUGUGAUUUAUGUCUUUGUUGGGAAAUACUUCAGGCAAAAGGCUUUAGAAGUUUUUUCACAGUUUAUUCCCUGUGGAUUUCCUUUGAGCUCGGUAUCUUUCAAAGAAAAGUCUUCGUAUUUCAAAGUGUUUCCAGUCAGGAGUAGUUUAACUUAACGUUUCUUGGUUCCAUCUUCACUUUCAUACUACAGCUUGUUUCAAAUAGCAUUAAACAUUAAUUGCACUGAUCUGGCAUUUACAAACUAAGAUGAUUAUUUAUUGAAGUAAAUCUCUUGACUGCAUAUUUGUCUUAAAUUGGCUUUCUUCUUCUGUGUUAUCCAUUCAAAUGCAUAACAUGUGAUACCAGAAUUUUGUACUAAAUUAUCUAACCUGUUUUAUCAGUUGUCUGUGACUUGAAAGAAAAACUGUUUGACAAGAUAUCACAAGUUUGAUUUCUUUACAGAAAGCCAUAAGCUGACUGAACAUUUUACUACACUGUAUUUGUGAUGACAACUACUAUGCCACUAAUACCACUAUACAUAAAGUUAUACCAUGUACUACAGACCAAAUAUGAGCUUAAUCUACGGUUGAUAGCUGCAUAUGAAUAGAAUAACUCCAGUUAUUUUUAACAAUAUUUUAAAUGGUUUGCACUUUCAUAGUGGCAUAUGGAAAAACUGAAUAAUUUUUUGUGCAUGUCAAAUAUCUGCAGUGCUUAAAGUUGCACAAGACAGCAAACGACAAAGAAAGUAUACAUAAACUGUAGAAAAAUUGAAGCAACCUGAUAUCAUCCUUAAAACCUGACUUUUUUGAGUUAAUAAAAUUUUAUAUAAUUA